This is a messenger RNA of Penaeus vannamei (Pacific white shrimp), 4776 nucleotides long. The record is from RefSeq and is a predicted model, not a curated record. NCBI's taxonomy places the organism in Eukaryota, Metazoa, Arthropoda, Malacostraca, Decapoda, Penaeidae.
UCCAGUUUAGUUGCGAGUCGCGAGCCAAGACGAAAAGAGGAGGUGCCGUGUCUGCGUCCCAGUCGCGGGUUCUACCACGGUGGAGGGAGUACAGGAUCUUGAACGAGACACACGAAGGGAAUUAGACUAGAUCGAAGACUUUAGUGUAUAUCAUAUAUUUUAUUUUUUAUGUUUCGUGCAAUUACCUCAACUGCUUGUAAUAUGAAUUAGAGAGGAAAGUGAGUGAUUAUACUAACUAUAUUGCGAUAUAUAACCAAAGCAAAUUAGUCGUACGCAACAACAGCAAGAAAUAGAUAAAGUUAUUUGCAACCACCAAAUUGAUAGCAAGUGGUACGCUGCGGGUCAAGAUAUGUGAGAGCGGGGCACUGUAAAAGCCCCGAUUGAAUUCCACAUGGGACAAUCAUGGUGUGAUUACGAGCCAGGGGAGUGAGUGGACGACGAGACCGACGGACAACACGGCGAAUGAUGUGCGACAGGAAGUGACGAAUUGAGACAAUGACGCCAGACACCGCGGGCUGUUGAGGAGUUACGAGGGGAGAGAGGGGGGAGGGGAGGGGAGGGGAAGGGCAUCGCGCGCCUGCUGGUGAAAAGGGUAUUUCGCCGAGUGGCAUUGCCCCGCCGCGGGACUGGCACCAGCGCAAGAGGCAUCCGCGACUCAUUACCUCUCCACUCACGUGACCGCCAAGAUGAUGCUCAGCAAAGAUCUUCAGGAGAUUUUGGAAGGUGUCCACUACUUCCUGAGCGAGUCGCUGACGGGGGAGCCCUUGAGCGGGAAGCUAGAAUGCCUCCGAAGGGGCUUGGUGAUGCAGCUGGAGGCCCUGGCGCUCUCCUACCCGACCCUCAGGAUCCGUGCCCGGUCCUCCGCCUCGCUGCCCUACCUCGCCAUGGACGGUCAGAACCGCAGCGAGAGCAUGAGCAGCGGGAGCAGCGGCACAAACAGCUACAGCAACAGCUACAGUAACAGCUCCAGCGGGGAUGGGAUGGUGCUGGGGCGGGGGGGAGGGGACACCCUCGACCCCCGCCACCCCAGUCAGCAGCAGCAGAUCCAGGAUGAGGAGUAUGAGGACUUUCAAGAGAAUAACAAGGACGACAUCGCCUCCGUCAACGACACAACUUCGCUGCAGGACCAAUCCAGGGACGACGCAGACGACAGGGAGGAUGUGGACGACGUGUACAUGGAGAGCGUGGAGGCCGUAGCCUUUAGCAAUGUCAUAGCUACGUGCGACAAGCAUGGCGUCCUCAGCAAGAAGACGAAGGGCCUCCUCAGGAACCUCAAGACCUACCACUGCGUCGCCUCCUCUGGCAUGCUCUACCUCUUCCUCAAGGAGACCGAUGACAGACAGCGGAAGACCAUUGACCUCAGCGGCUACACGGCGCGGAUGGCCACGGGGGAAGACAUCCGAGACCAGCGGAAGAAAGACUCGGCCUUCGAGAUCGUUGGUCCGGGGAAGAAGACCCACACGUUCAUCGCCCGGACCCCCCGAGACAAAGUGGAGUGGCUGGCCGCCCUCGACCGAACCAUCAAGUCGGGACGCAAGAGCCAGUCGACCUUUGCCUUGGACACCUUGAUCUCGUCGGACGAAACGCACCGCUUGUCGCAGCCGCAGAUACUAGCGAACAGCCCCCUCAUUCUGCCGCCGAAGCCCGGACCGCAGCCCCAGCAGGAGGGGAAGAAGGACGACGCCAAACCAGCCGAGGACGACUACUACUACCAUGACGUCUCUGCGGAUGUGAAGGAUGAGGUAUACGAAGAGGUAGGGCCUGAGGGCUUGGCAGGACGGGUCUUGGCAGCGGGACAGAGCCAGACCCUCCCGGCGCGCACCCAGCCUCCGCCGUCCUGGGUGAUGGACCCACCUGACUACGACCCAGUCAGUCCCGACGAUUCCCCGCCGCCCUUGCCCGAAGGUCCUCCGCCCCUCUUAGGCAGACGACCCCCUGGCAGACCCCCUCUUCCCGCCGUCCUGCAGGACCGCGUCAACAAGCAGGCGUCCAGGCCCCUGCCCGACGCCCCUCCGGAGACCUCCGAGGGCGCCGAGGAUCCCAUCGGUAUUUACUGUGAGAUCGAGGACGACAUGCUGGAGGCCGGGAGGGAGAGCUACGAGCAGAGGCUGGCCGAAGAGAACGAGAAGAACUGGAACCUGACGAGCAACGCCAACAAGCCCCGGGCCGUGUCCUCCGAGGGCGUGCCGAGCGACCUGCAGUCUCUGAGCAGCAGGAUGUCCUCGAACUCCCUCGUUGGCUCUCUGAGUGACGAAAUUUUCAUGAACAUAUCCGAAAAUAGUUCCGCGCACGCCCUUCCGCAUAAGUUUUCCCUCAGAUCGUCCACUCCGAAGACCCCACCGAAGCUGCCGCCGAAGGGUAUUCCCUACCCACAGGCGGCAGAUGACGACUCGGAGUACAAGGUGCCCACGUCGGCCAUUGCGGACACGGAAUAUCAGAUUCCAAGCUCGAACCCGGUGCCCACUGAUGCCGAUGACGCAAGAGAAAGAAAUUCCGUGGGCGAGAUUUCGGCUCCCUUGCCCAUGCAGACAUACCAAGUACCUCCGUCGCAGGCGAUCGUGCCCAUCAAACCCAAAUGCGACAGAAAGAACUCGAUCGUGGAGGAAGAGACGAAGCAGCUGACUUCUUUCUUCAGCGGCAAGGAGGACACGAAUCCCAAGAACAACCUCAAGGCUCUGACGAGGCGGUUUGAGAUGAAGAGCAACUCGCUGCCCGGAGAGGACGUGAAGGAAGAGAAGAGGACCCCCAACCAGGGCACUUCGGUGAAGGACAUGAUCGCGCGAAUCAACCAGAACAAGAGUCAGGUAGAGAAGGACAUCAAGUCAAAGACCAAAGAGGAGCCCGUGCGGCCGCUGAGUUCGUCGAAGAGUGCGAGCGCCGUGUUCCAGGUGACGCCCCCGCCCCAGGAGGCCGCACCCCCGGCGGCGGAAGCGGAGUCGAGGUUCGCCAAGCCGGCGCUGCCGCCGCGGCCGCACAACCUCGCCAACGGGGCAACGAUAGUCGUAAAGCCAAGAGCAAAUGAAGACAACAGGAACUGUGACUCGGCGUCCAGGAGCACCUCGGACGACGAUUACUACGAGACGCCAGACGACAGCAGCUUGGAGAGCUCCUCGCAGAGAAAUUCCCAAGACAUGGCACGGGUUUCCGGCGGCUCCAGUGACACAUCCAGUGGAGAAUACUACGUCGCGAAGUUUGCCUUCGUCGCCACCAUCGACCAGGCCCUGAGCUUCAACCGCGGAGACACCAUCUUGGUCCACGACGUGACGAGCAGCACUGGUUGGUGGAGAGCGACACUCAAGGGACGCACCGGCCUCGUGCCCAGGGAGUACCUCAAGAAAAAGGAACAGUGAUUCAAAUUCUAAUUCUGGAAGACAGUGUCUCUCUCGUAUAUUUACAUUAGGUUGGUGUUAAGAUAUAAUUGUUAGAGAGAUAACUGGCCGUUUUGUUAUGUCACUGUCACAGCUGGUCUGGUAUAUUCAUACAGUACAAAACAGAAAAUGAUGGCAAGGUGUUUGUAUGCAAUUCAUAAAGAAACAUGAAAGUGUAUGUUGUUAGUUACACACCAUGUGAAAAGUGUGAAAGGAUUUCUGCAUAGAGUAUAAUUUGCUCUCUCAGUACGCUAAGUCCCAUGGUGCCUUACAGAUACUGUAUCUGAAAGCUGGAAAAGUUAUGGUAAUAAGGUGCAGUGCAGAGAAUGUCAUGUACAUAGAUGUGGUGAGACUGUGCAUGUGUUUUUAAUUAUUAUGCAUACAUCUAUUAUCUCAUGCUGUGCUUUUGUACAAUGAAUAAUAUUUAUUCAGGCAUUCCAAAGAACUGAAUACUCGUAGAUUACAGCUUGUUGGGAAAAAUGAUUAAUGAAACAUAAAUUUCUUUUAACUGGUUACAUUACGAAAGCAAAUUACAAUUGGUGUGAUACAUUCUAAAGAAGAAAACAUAUAAACAGGCAAACAGACACACACACAUACACACAAAACCUGCUAAUGGAAAUGUUGGUAUAGCAAUAUAGCAGUGACAUUUUUCAAAGCAGUGAGGAUGACAAACAGACGAUUAGUGUAAAUACCUGCAGACCUUCAACACACAAAGAAGCUGAAAAUGUCCGAUUUUCUUCCUAGUCAGAGGAUAUUUUCCUGUUCUCUCUUUCCUCGUCUCACAGUAUUCAAUGCAUGCUCGUCACAAUAAGUAAAAUAUCCACUAUGCAUCUCUUUGUAUGUGUAUCCCUAUUGUAUUAUAUACCAAAGAAUCUUCAGUGUGCACAUACUAGAUUCCUGAAAUGCUGAAUCUUGUUAGAAAAACCUUGUGAGACUAUCAAGAAAAAAAUAAUAUGGACUUGAAUACUGUACCAAUUUUCUUUUUUCAUGAGUGAUGUCGAUACAUAAUGUAUAUGGUGCUUGUAGUUGUCAAGGUUACAUGCUAGGUAUGUUUCCGAGAUGAAACACAAUUAUUAGGAUAAUUAAUGUAUGGUAAUAUCGAUGAAUUCUGACAUACACAACUUUUAUCAACAGUUUAUGUGUUAGAUUUUGUAAUUCUGUCUAGAUAAGCUUUUAUAUUUUAUUAAGUAGACCGAUAUUAUCUGUAAAUCCCUUUCAAUAGUGAAUUUGUUAUUUUUAUGCAUUUUUGUCACAUUGCUAUGAGUCUCAACUAGUCUGCAAUGCCAAAUAUAUUAAUGUACCAUAUGAUGCAAUAGGCUGAUUGAAUUAUUGGUAUUAUCUGUAGUUAAAUCAUGCCAAAAACUCAUUAUGUACUGGACACACUGCAAUAAAAGAAUCUAUGACAAAG